Durusdinium trenchii is the source of this 838-nucleotide messenger RNA. The record is from the annotation of a GenBank genome assembly. Lineage: Eukaryota; Dinophyceae; Suessiales; Symbiodiniaceae.
AUAUAUUUUUAUAUAUUUUAUGAAUAACACAAAUAACCUUUAAACUAUCCAAAUCCAUCUCUUGUGUCGGGGUUGUGGACUGGCCACUCCGGCGGUCGCCAGCCGUGAUUUGUGGGCUCGAGCUUCCGUCCAACAGCUGCUCCCAAAUCCAGUGCGAACGCAUGGCGGGCUUGGUGGCCGGCGAUCCUGAGAAGCAGUAUGAGUGGCACGAGACGUACCGCGACUUCAUGAAGAACAUGUACCGCACCUCGUAUGAUGACAUGGCCAAAAACCGGGAGGUGCAUGUGAAGAGCGACCUGCCCUCAGGCUUCGGAGGGCACGUGCCAUCCGUGCGCCAUGACAUCCUCUUCCGGAACACGGCGUUCGACCGCGCGCAAGAAGCGCUGCGGACGGACCCAAACCGUGAUGCUCGACCCUCCUUUCAGGACCACAUCGCAGGGAUCCCCUCCACGCCCCUCCCACGUGGAGCCCGCAAGCCUCCGAGCUACGGGGUGGUACCACACGACGGAACGACGACCAUGCUGAAGCCGCCCUGGGGAGUCAUCACCACGCGGAACUUUCCCUUGAGCCAUCGUUGCCCUCCGCCCACGAUGGUCGAGGGCCAGUCUCGGCUCACCGAUCGCUUCAAUCAGACCGCCCCAGGCGGCUUCGGCUCUGCCACACCCACACCGCGGAACUGAGCUUCGGUGCUCUGAAGGAGCCCAGCUGGCACGUUGUCACCGCGCAUCAGGAAGAACCUGGUGCACCUUGCCCAUCCUGGUGCCUCAACCUGAGAGAACAGAGAAGGUUUGUAAGAGCCCAGGUGUGAAGAUGAGCUGAGGAAUCAUCAGGAUCAUCA